AUGAGAGCGACUCUCCUCCGCCUGGCACGGGCACAGCACGUGCGGGACUCCCGUGCAGUCUGUCAAUUCCAAUUUACCCCGAAAGCUGGCUUGCGGUCUUUUUCGUCCUCACCAGCUGCCGCGUCGGGUCUUCGGGAGCUGUUGUCCGUGUCGGAGGAGGUGGCGGAUGCUGUGGCCACAAACAAGCCCGUGGUGGCGCUCGAGUCCACCAUCUACACCCAUGGCAUCCUGGGAAACGAUCUUGCCAAGCAGCACCUCGACCUGGUGCGCCGUCAUGGCGGUAUUCCUGCCAUUAUUGCCAUUGUCGAUGGACGCCCCAAGGUUGGAGUUUCGUAUGAAGAGAUCCUGCGCAUGAUUGAGGACAAGAGCACUGUCAAGGCCUCUCGAAGGGACAUUGCAUAUCUAGUGGGAAUGGGUCUGGCUGGCCGCAAAAUCCAUGGCGGUACUACCAUUGCCGGAACUAUGCUCCUGGCCAAGGCCGCCGGGAUCCGCGUCUUUGGCACCGGAGGUCUGGGUGGUGUUCACCGCGGCGGCGAAAGCUCCAUGGAUGUCUCUGCUGACCUGACCGAGCUGGGCCGCACUCGAGUUGCCGUCAUUGGCAGUGGCUGCAAAGGCUUCCUCGACAUUCCGCGCACCCUCGAGUUCCUCGAGACACAAGGCUGCCUGGUGUCGUCCUUUGCCGACGGACGACAGGGCAGCGUUGACUUUCCAGCCUUUUGGGCGCGAGAGAGCGGCAUCAAGAGCCCUCUGACCGUGACCACGGAAAAGGAGGCUGCGUCCAUCAUCUACGCGCAAGAAAUGCUGGGCAUCGAAUCGGGCAUGUUCUUUGCGAAUCCCAUUUCGGAGGAGCAUGGCAUCCCAGCCGCGGAGAUGCAAGUAGUCAUUGAACAGGCUGUCAGAGAGGCCAACGAAAAAGGCUUCACGGGCAGCAAUAAUACACCCUACAUCCUGGGCCGCCUCAGAGAGCUCACGUCAGAGAAGACGGUGGUGGCCAACAAGGCCCUCGUGCACUCCAACAUAAUCCGAGCCACCAAGGUUUCUGUGGAGCUAUCGCGCUUGCUCUCGCCCAAAUCAAGCCAGACUGGUAGCUCAGCAUUGUUGCACCAACCUGUUCUGGUCCGCCCACAACCCACAGAAGCGAAGACGGAGCCAGCACCGGCGUCAGCCCCCGUGUCAAAUAUUAUGGUGGCCGGAUCUGUUGCUGUUGAUUUGAGCUGCGACUAUUCCCGCCCCAAAUCUGGGGAUGCGUCGCCUCAGUCGCACGUGUCGAAUCCGUCGCGUAUUAGCCAGUCUGUUGGCGGUGUUGGUCGCAACGUUGCUGUAGCCGCUCAUCUGGCUAGUGGAGGCUCCGGGGUUCAAUUCUGCAGCUUGGUGGGCGAUGACGUGGCCGGCCAAACUGUCCUCACCUCACUCAAUGCAUCUGGCCUGAAUACUUCAUCAAUAAUGAAGUUGAACCACCAGAAGUAUCCCGAGGGGCGCACUGCGCAAUACGUCGCAGUAAAUGACGGAAAUAAGGACUUGGUGCUCGCCAUGGCCGACAUGAACAUAUUUUCCAAGAAUUCGUUUUCGGACCACUGGCGUUCCACUGUCGCCGCAUCAAAGCCAAAGUGGCUUGUGGUCGAUGGGAACUGGGCGCCCCCUGAAAUUAGAAACUGGAUUAGAGCCGGCGAAGAUAAUGACGCAAAAGUUGCCUUUGAGCCGGUCUCGGCGGAAAAGUCAAAGAGUCUCUUUUGCCCCGAGCGUGGACUUCCAAGGCUAAACCUAUACCCCGAGCCUAGCAUCAGCCUAGCUUCGCCCAACACCUACGAACUCGCAGCAAUGUAUAACACAGCGAAGGAUAACGGCUAUUUUGAGCCAAUGGAUUGGUUCGAAGUCAUCGAUGCAUUUGGAAUGAGAGGGGCUCGCGAUCGCUUCAUCCACCUCACCUCUGUGGAGCUUACCGAUGCCGGCGUUCCCAUCCAAACAAUUAACCUGCUCCCGUAUAUCCCGACAAUUUUGACCAAGCUGGGAUCCAAGGGCGUUUUGAUGACGGCAAUCUUGGGCAAGGACGACCCCCGUCUGAGAGAUAGAGAUGAGGAAGAAUUUAUCUUGACCCGCUCACCACCGACACACCCGGUAGUAGGCGGGGUUUACAUGCGCCUGUUCCCAGCUGUGGAAUCGGUGAAGGAUAUUGUAUCUGUCAAUGGGGUUGGAGAUACAUUCCUUGGAGUACUAAUUUCUGGGCUUGCACAAGGCGGUCGGGUUGACAAGCUGGUGGAUGUGGCCCAGCGUGGUGCUGUGCUGACGUUGAAGAGCACAGAAUCGCUCAGCCUCGCGAAAGCUUCCGAUGUUGAUUGGACAGUCUACUUUAUGACCCACAUAUACUUCAACAAGGCUGUGAUGGACCACCAAAAAAUUAUUCGUCCCAAGGCGUCGUCGAAUGCUCUCAAGCAGCUUUUCCCACGCCGCGCAAAGUUCGAAAUCAACGGUGCAGCGCAGCACGAAAUGUCCUCGGACGUCGAGUCGACCAGCGGCCGUGCUGAAGAAGGCAAGCAAAAAUUAGCCAACCCCGUGUAUGAAAAGGAUUCGGACGAGGAAGAACUCGAACGGCUCGUUCUAGGCGACAGGGCGGGAUUCCGAGAGAAUCUCUUUGAAAAUGACAGCAAGGAUUUGUUUGGCGGCCCGGGCGACGACAUGGACGGCGAUGGCGACUUGGAAGAGGUCGACGACGACGCCUUGUUCAUGGUGGACACGGCCAUGCCAGGCGUCAAGGGCCCAGUCACUUCCGCACCCAAGGGAGCCGACGACCCCAACGCCCCCGUGUGGGAAGACAGCGACGACGAGCGCCUGGCCAUCUCGCUCGCCAACACGUCAAGGCUCCGCAAGCUCCGCCUCACCGAGGCCGAAGACCUCGUCAGCGGCACCGAGUACUGCCGGCGUCUGCGCCAGCAAUACCUGCGUCUGAACCCGUCCCCCGCCUGGGCCCGCGAAGCCGAGGGCCGGCCCAGCAAGCGCCGGCGCUCGUCCGCCGCUUCGAGCGACUCCUCCGACAGCGACUCGGACGCCUUUUCCGCCGAGCCGCUCGAAAAGUUUCUGCGCAGCGCUACGAGCCUGGGCGGCGUGGGCAGCACCAAGACGCGUCGGCUGCGGCCCGAGGUGCUCGACAUCCAGCGCACGCGCGAGAUCCCCGACAAGCACAAGGCCGCCGUGUCCUCGCUGUCGUUUCACCCGCAGUAUCCCGUGCUGCUGUCGGCCAGCAGCGCCUCCAUUCUGUACCUGCAUCACAUCGCCGCCGACGCGCAGCCGACGCCGCACCCGCGGCUGACGUCUGUGCAGGCGCGGCAGGUGGACGUGCGCCGCGCGGCCUUUUUGUACCCCGACGGCGACAAGAUUGUGUUUGGCGGCCGCCGGCGCUACUUCCACACCUGGGACCUGCCGUCGGGCGUCGUGGCCAAGACGACGCAGGUGCUCGGACACCGUCUGGAGCACAAGACCAUGGAGCACUUCCGGUUGAGCCCCUGCGGGCGGUACAUGGCCGUCGCCGGGUCCGGCCGAAAGGGCGGCGGCGUGGUCAACGUGCUGAGCGUGGCGUCGACGCAGUGGAUCGCGGCAGCGCGGCUGUCGAGCCGGCACGGCGUGGCGGACUUUGCGUGGUGGAGCAACGGCGAUGGGCUCGCCAUUCUGGGCAAGGACGGCCAGGUCGGCGAGUACAGCGUCGAGAGCCAGUCGUUUGUCGGGGUCUGGCAUGACGAGGGCUGCGUGGGCGGCAUCGUGAUUGCGCUCGGCGGGCACCAGGGUCCCGCCGCGCUCGGGGAGGACCGCUGGGUGGCUGUCGGCUCCAGCAGCGGCAUCACCAACAUCUAUGAACGCAGCGAGCUUCUGCGGACGGCCACGGAUGGCGACGACGGCGAGCAGAUGCUCAAGGAGCGCCCGUCGCCGAGGCGCACGUUUGAGCAGCUCGUCACGGCCAUUACCGCGCUCGCGUUCUCGCCCGACGGCCAGCUGUUCGCCUUUGGCAGCCAGUACAAAAAGGACGCGCUGCGCCUGGUGCACCUGCCCACGUGCACCGUGUACAGGAACUGGCCGACGGAGCAGACCAGCAUUGGCCGCCUCACGGCGGUGGCGUUUGGCCGCGGGAGCGACCUGCUCGCCGUGGGUAACGAUGUAGGCAAGAUUAGGCUCUGGGAUAUCAGGAGUUGA
Molecule: messenger RNA, 4179 nt
Organism: Cordyceps militaris CM01
Lineage: Eukaryota; Fungi; Ascomycota; Sordariomycetes; Hypocreales; Cordycipitaceae
Product: IdgA domain protein
Exons: 6
Coding region: 1-4179 (1392 amino acids)
Molecular function (GO): pseudouridylate synthase activity; protein binding
Source: RefSeq, a predicted model, not a curated record